AUGGUGUUUCUGAGCAAUGCAAUUUCCAACAGCAAAUUAGAGGGGAAGGAUGAAUGUACUGAAAGUGAUCAAACGGAAGAGGUUUACUCAAGCACCGUCUAUGGUAGUAGAUGGUCGGAUCAACCCAUCCCGAGAUUCGAACUACCAGAAGAUGAAAUGCCACCUCAUGUUGCAUAUAAAUUGAUCAAAGAUGACUUGGCGGUAACUACAGAAUCAGCUCUCGAUAGCAAACCAACAUUGAAUUUGGCAUCAUUCGUAACGACUUACAUGGAAGAGGAAGCUGAAAAGCUCAUGUAUGAAAACAUCUCCAAAAACUUUAUUGAUUUCGAAGAAUAUCCGAUGUCGGUUGAAAUUCAGAAUCGCUGCGUCAACAUCAUUGCGCGCCUCUUUCACGCGCCAGUAGAUAAUCCAAAUCAAGAAGCAAUGGGCGUUUCUACUGUCGGAUCUUCAGAAGCAAUUAUGCUCGCUGUAUUGGCAAUGAAACGAAGGUGGCAAGAACAGCGUCGCGCGAAAGGGUUGUCUACUGAUAAGCCCAACUUGGUUAUGGGUUCUAACGUACAAGUAUGCUGGGAGAAAGCUUGCAGAUAUUUUGAAGUCGAAGAGAAUUAUGUAUACUGCUCAGAAGGUCAAUACAUUUUGUCCCCCGAAAAGGCUGUCGAGCUUGUUAACGAGAACACCAUAGGCGUAUGCGUAAUUUUAGGCUCAACGUACACUGGGCAUUAUGAAGACGUAAAGGCAGUCAACGACCUUCUUCUAGUCAAAAAAGCGCUUACUGGUUGGGAAGUCCCUAUUCAUGUCGAUGCCGCAUCGGGUGGAUUUGUAGCACCAUUUGUGAAUCCUGAUCUAGAAUGGGAUUUCCGAUUGCCGUUAGUCAAAUCGAUCAAUGUCUCUGGGCACAAAUAUGGACUGUGUUAUCCCGGUAUUGGAUGGGCUAUAUGGAGAAGCGCGAAAUAUUUGCCAAAAGAUUUGGUAUUUACUAUCAACUACCUGGGAGCUGACCAGGCAUCGUUCACGUUGAACUUUUCAAAAGGCGCAUCGCAUGUGAUUGCACAAUAUUAUGUUCUCAUCCGCCUUGGCCGAAAAGGCUUUACUUCCAUUAUGAAAAACAUUACAAAACAUGCUGAUCGCCUUGCGCAGAUGUUGGAAGCUACCGAAAGGUUUGAGAUUUUAAGCGAAAGAAACGGAAAGGGUCUACCUGUUGUUGCGUUCAGGUUGAAACACAACGAAAAGAUGAACUACGAUGAGUUUGAUCUUGCAACCAGACUUCGUGAACGCGGGUGGGUUGUUCCCGCGUAUACUAUGGCGCCUCAUGCCGAACAUAUAAAGUUACUUCGUGUUGUCUUACGGGAGGACUUUACGCGUAUUCGUUGUGAAUUAUUGAUGAAGGAUAUAAAACUGGCUCUAUCACUUUUGGAUAAGAUGGACCGAGCUGCGAUUAAAACUAUGCGUUCUGCUUCACAGCGAUGGACUCUCCUUAAGCAUGCCACGCUUGCCUUUAAGGGACACAAAAACCAAACAGACAAGACCUAUGGUGUCUGUUAG
Molecule: messenger RNA, 1542 nt
Organism: Paraglomus occultum
Lineage: Eukaryota; Fungi; Glomeromycota; Glomeromycetes; Paraglomerales; Paraglomeraceae
Source: the annotation of a GenBank genome assembly